Bombina bombina (fire-bellied toad) is the source of this 2208-nucleotide messenger RNA. It is a transcript of the gene WDR70, whose product is annotated as WD repeat domain 70. Lineage: Eukaryota; Metazoa; Chordata; Amphibia; Anura; Bombinatoridae. Gene Ontology annotation, biological process: regulation of DNA double-strand break processing. Gene Ontology annotation, molecular function: protein binding. The record is from RefSeq and is a predicted model, not a curated record. Gene Ontology annotation, cellular component: site of double-strand break; nucleus.
GCUGCACAUUGUAGCCCAGCCAGGAAGUGAUACUGAGGGGCGUGAACCAACGUGGGGCUCCUGUUUUGAUCUGCAGUGCUGUAGUGGAAAGUGAGUCUGAGGCACAGAACAGUUGCUGCACAUUGCAUUUUGGCCCCAAACUAUUUCAUUAUGGAUGGCCAGGAGGACUCUGAUAUAUCUGCAACCAUGGGCUUUUCUGGAUUUGGGAAAAAAGCACGGACGUUUGACUUGGAAGCAAUGUUUGAGCAGACACGUAGAACAGCUGUAGAGAGGAGCAAAAAAUCUUUGGAAACAAGAGAGAAAGAAGAAGAGAAAAAAUGUGAUGCCCAAAUAAAUAGAAACACCAUUCCAAAGCCUGUUGCUUCCAGCUCUGUGAUGAGAACAACUAAACAAUCCAGUUCCAGUAGGGGCAGUAGGGACAGUUCAGAUGAUGAAUUCAUUGGGCCACCUCCACCACCUAAUGUGUCUGGGUACAAUGAAGAUGAAGUGAGGCCUCCACUUCCCCCUGGUUACAAGGACAGUGAUGAGGAGUAAGACAACAAGCAUAAAGAGGAUGAUAAUCCUGUUAAAAGAAUUCCAGACUCACAUGAAGUUACACUGCAGCACGGCACAAAGACUGUUUCUGCCUUAGGAUUGGACCCUUCUGGCGCCCGUCUGGUAACUGGAGGUUUUGACUACGAUGUUCAAUUUUGGGAUUUUGCAGGGAUGGACGCUUCCCUUAGAGCAUUUCGAUCACUUCAGCCUUGUGAAUGCCACCAGAUAAAGUCCCUACAGUACAGCAACACUGGAGAUGUCAUUCUUGUGGUAGCAGGAAACUCUCAGGCUAAAGUGCUUGAUAGAGACGGUUUUCCUGUCAUGGAAUGUGUAAAAGGAGACCAGUACAUUGUGGACAUGGCAAACACUAAGGGUCACACUGCCAUGCUUAAUGGAGGAUGCUGGCAUCCAAAGAUAAAAGAAGAAUUUCUCACCUGCUCCAAUGAUGGAACUGUGCGGACCUGGGACGUUAACAACGAGAAGAAGCAUAAAAAUGUCUUUAAGCCAAGAUCUCUACAGGGCAAGCGUGUGAUUCCUGUGUGCUGCACCUACAGCAGAGACGGCAAACUUCUAGCUGCUGGAUGCCAGGAUGGUUCCAUCCAGAUCUGGGACAGAAAUAUGAAUGUUCACACAAAGUUCCACUGCAGACAAGCUCAUGUUCCUGGUACGGACACUUCCUGUGUGACUUUUUCGUAUAGCGGAACUAUUCUUGCAUCUCGAGGAGGUGAUGAUACCAUAAAAACUUGGGAUAUUAGAAACUUUAAGAAGCCCCUAAAUAUGGCCUCUGGGUUAUCCAACUACUUCCCUAUGACUGAUUGCUGUUUCAGCCCUGAUGACAAACUUCUGAUAACUGGCACAUCAGUCAAGAAAGCAGAAGGCUGGGGAAAAUUAUUAUUCUUUGAUGUAGCUUCUUUCCAGAAGAUUUAUGAAAUUCAAGUCACUGAUGCAAGUGUGGUUCGAUGUCUUUGGCACCCAAAGCUUAACCAGAUCAUGGUUGGAACUGCUAAUGGAUUGGCAAAAAUAUAUUAUGAUCCAGUCAAAAGCCAAAGGGGGGCCAAACUAUGUGUUGUUAAAACAAACCGAAAGGAGAGGCAAGCAGAGACCCUUACCCAGGAUUACGUUAUUACUCCACAUGCUCUUCCAAUGUUCAGAGAACCACGUCAGAGAAGCACAAGAAAACAGCUGGAAAAAGAUAGACUGGAUCCAGUGAAAUCCCAUAAGCCAGAACCACCAGUAGCGGGACCAGGUCGUGGUGGUCGUGUGGGCACCCAUGGAGGCACCUUGUCAUCAUUCAUUGUAAAGAAUAUCGCUCUGGACAAGACUGAUGAUAGUAACCCUCGAGAAGCUAUUCUACGCCAUGCAAAAGAUGCAGAGAAAAACCCUUACUGGGUAGCGCCAGCAUAUUCUGUAACGCAGCCCAACGCCGUCUUUGCCGAGGUGGAUUCCGAUGAAGAUGAGCCAGACAAUGAGCCAGAAUGGAAAAAGCGUAAGAUUUGAAGACGGAAAGUUUGAAAGUUCAUUACACGUGUUUUUUGUUUUGUUAACCCAUUCUCUACCAGAUGGUUUUGCAGAACAUGUGAACAAUGUAUUCCUGGCACCUAUAACCAUGGUUUUUUUUAGACUUUUUUUUUAUUCGUCGCCAAGUGAAGAAAAUAAAGUACAAAUUAACUAAAA